GCUCACUGCAAGCUCCGCCCCCCGGGUUCAGGCCAUUCUCCUGCCUCAGCCUCCGGAGUAGCUGGGACUACAGGCGCCUGCCACUGUGCCCGGCUAAUUUUUUGUAUUUUUAGUAGAGACGGGGUUUCACUGUGGUCUCGAUCUCCUGACCUCGCGAUCCACCCACCUCGGCCUCCCAAAGUGCUGGGAUUACAGGCGUGAGCCACCGUGCCCGGCGAGGACCAGACUUCUUAAGGCAGUUAGUAAACACAAUAGGGAAUCAUGGAGUGGGAUAAAAAGUGACGUUCCUUCAGUUCUGUUUUUGUGGCAUCUUUCUGAAAUAGUGCCUCAUGAUACUUCCCUGUGAAAAGCAUCUCACUAGGUCUUCUCUAGGCCAAACUUCUACCCUAGACUUUAAGUUUCUCUGGGAUUUAUCCCUCAACUAUCAUUUCCAUGACUGCUGUUACCAAACUGUUAUAUUAAUUGAUGAGUCCUUCCUUCUUGUUCUUUUUGACUUUCUUUUAUUCUUUUUUUUUGAGAUGGAGUCUCACUCUGUCACCCAGGCUGGAGUGCAAUGGCAUGGUCUCGGCUCACUGCAACCUCUGCCUGCCGGGUUCAAGGGAUUCUCCUGCCUCAGCCACCCGAGUAUCGUAGCUGGGACUACAGGCACGUGCCACCACACCUGGCUAAUUUUUGUAUUUUUAGUAGAGAAGAGGUUUCACUAUGUUGGCCAGGCUGGUCUUGAACUCCUGACCUCGUGAUCCGCCCACCUUGUGCUCCCAAGGUGCUGAGAUUACAGGCGUGAGCCACCAUGCCCGGCCGACUUUCUUUUAUUCUUGAUAUGCUCCUCCUUGACUUGGAGUUUUCUUUCCCUUAUUUUCUUCCUAGCCAGCUCCUAUCUUUCUUUGAGGCUCCUAUACUCUCUAGAAAGCCCUCCUGGCCUGGACGUGGUGGCUCACACCUGUAAUCCGAGCACUUCGGGAGGCUGAGGUGGGUGGAUCACCUGAGGGGAGGAGCUCGAGACCAGCCUGGCCAAUAUGGUGAAACCCCGUCUCUACUAAAAAUACAAAGAUUAGCCAGAUGUGGUGGCACGCGCCUGUAAUCCCAGCUACUUGGGAGGCUGAGGCAUGAGAACUGCUUGAACCCAGUAGAUGGAGGUUGCAGUGAGCUGAGAUCACGCCAUUGUACUCCAGCCUGGGCGACAAGAGUGAAACUCCAUCUCAAAAAAAAAAAAAAAAAUCCCUCCCACUCUUGUGUGAAUCCAUGAUGAUUUCUACUUCUGUCUUCUGUAACUUCAGUUUGGUUCAACAUUUAUUUACUGAAUAAUAAAUGAAUGUAGCACCCUGCUAGACUCAAGGACUUCACAGUCUGUUGGGCAAGUCAGACAUGUAAACGGUGUGUUAUGGGCUGUUAUAGACAUGAAUAUAUAAGGUGUAGAAGAAGAAUGGAAACAGUUUUUAACUUCAUUCUAUCAUCUGUGUGUGUUUAUGUGUAGGAUGAUAUCUUACUUAGCCCAUAUCUCUGCAAAAUCAGUAUUCUACUUAGGCAAAUUUUACAGGUUACUGAAGCUUAAUUCUUUACUAUGUGUUAUGUGUAUAUACUGUAGAUAAAUACAUGUAUGCAUACUGAUCUUCACCUUUCAUCCUGGAAGAAUUAAAUUUCACAGCCAGUUACAUCAGGUUGAGAUCACUCUAGCAGCCCUCUCUACAAAUGCUGUAUCAAAUCUCUAAAUCUUUGUUCUUAGCUUUUAGUCUUGAAAAUGUAUUUUAGUCAGGCCGGGCGUGGUGGCUUACGCCUGUAAUCCCAGCACUGUGGGAGGUUGAGGCGAGCGGAUCACGAGGUCAGGAGAUCGAGACCAUUCUGGCUAAUACGGUGAAACCCCAUCUCUACUAAAAAUACAAAAAAUUAGCCGACGUGGUGGCGGGUGCCUGUAGUCCCAGCUACUUGGAGGCUGAGGCAGGAGAAUGGUGUGAACCUGGGAGGUGGAGAUUCCAGUGAGCCGAGAUCACGCCACUGCACUCCAGCCUGGGCGACGGAGCGAGACUCCAUCUCAAAAAAAAAAAAAAAAAAGAAAGAAAAUGUAUUUAGUCUUGAAAGUGUAUUCCCUUUCAAAUUAGAGUUGCCUAGUGCUAUAGUUUGUAUGUUUGACCCCUCCAAAUCUCAUGUUGAAAUUUAAUCCUCAGUGUUGGAGGUAGGGCCUAAUGGGGGGUAUUUGGGUCAUGGGGGCAGACCCCUCAUGAAUAGAUUAAUGUCCUCCCUGGAAAGUGAGAGUGACAGAGUUCUCACUCUGUUCUUUCCUGAGAAAGCUGAUUGUUAAAAAGAUCCUGGCAUCUCCCUCCUCUCUCUUACUUCCUCUCUCACCAUGUGAUCUCUGCAUACACUGGCUCCCCUUCUCCUUCUGCCAUGAGUGGAAGCAGCCUGAGGCUCUCAUCAGAAGCAGAUGCUGGUGCCAUGCUUCUUGUACAGUCUGCAGAACCGGAAACCAUCUUUGUAUGGCAGCCUAACUUGUCAAGGAAUUGGCCUAGAUGGCAUCCCAGAGGUUACAGCUUCAGAAGGAUUUAUUGUGAAUGAAAUAAACAAGAAAAGCAUUCAUAUUUCAUGUCCAAAGGAAAAUGCAUCUUCUAAGUUUUUGGCACCAUAUACUACUUUUUCCAGAAUUCAUACAAACAGUAUAACAUGCCUGGACAUUUCCAGCGGAGGAGGUCUUGGUGUGUCUUCUAGUACUGACGGGACCAUGAAAAUCUGGCAGGCUUCCAAUGGAGAACUCAGGAGAGUAUUGGAAGGACAUGUGUUUGAUGUGAAUUGUUGCAGGUUUUUCCCAUCAGGCCUUGUGGUCCUGAGUGGGGGAAUGGAUGCCCAGCUGAAGAUAUGGUCAGCUGAAGAUGCUAGCUGCGUGGUGACUUUCAAAGGUCACAAAGGAGGUAUCCUGGAUACAGCCAUCGUUGAUCGGGGGAGGAAUGUGGUGUCUGGUUCUCGAGAUGGGACAGCACGACUUUGGGAUUGUGGGCGCUCAGCCUGCUUGGGAGUCCUUGCAGAUUGUGGUUCUUCCAUCAAUGGAGUGGCGGUGGGUGCUGCUGACAACUCCAUAAACCUUGGCUCCCCUGAGCAGAUGCCCAGUGAACGGGAGGUUGGAACAGAGGCCAAAAUGCUGCUGUUGGCCCGGGAAGAUAAGAAACUUCAGUGCUUGGGACUACAGAGCAGGCAGCCGGUGUUCCUCUUUAUUGGCUCAGAUGCUUUCAACUGCUGUACUUUUCUCUCUGGCUUCUUGCUAUUGGCUGGGACUCAAGAUGGAAACAUUUAUCAGCUGGAUGUGAGGAGUCCAAGGGCUCCGGUACAAGUCAUCCACAGAUCAGGAGCACCAGUUCUAUCCCUGCUAAGUUUCAGAGAUGGAUUCAUUGCUAGCCAAGGUGAUGGAAGCUGUUUUAUUGUCCAGCAAGACUUAGACUAUGUCACUGAGCUCACUGGGGCUGACUGUGACCCUGUGUACAAGGUAGCCACAUGGGAGAAGCAGAUCUACACAUGCUGUCGAGAUGGUCUUGUACGACGCUACCAGCUUUCUGACCUCUGACUUCUUGGAAAGAGCAGUCCUGGUUAGUGAAAAGGUUUGACCCUGAUCAACAAUGAGCAGAAACAUCAUCAGUCCUUCCCAAGGACCAUGGCGUUUAAUGUCUUGGGCACCCCUUGGAAAUCACAGAAAGUCAGCUGUACUGGCUGUAUGGAACUCUCAUCCCAAGAUCUACUUUGAACUGAGUAAGAAGGUCAUUGUGCCAACUGCAUUUGUCCCAACUUCUCCUUGUAUAAACUCACCCCAGCAACACAGGGCAAGGAUAUAGAUGCUUUUAGUUUGUUCUUAAACCAGUUGUGGUAAAUGUUUACAAGGACUUCAGUACUAAAGCCUGUUCCCUGGAGGAAAUAAAGAAAAUAUGUUUGGAGGUGCCUGAAUAUGAAAAA
This is a messenger RNA of Symphalangus syndactylus (siamang), 3930 nucleotides long. It is a transcript of the gene PAAF1, whose product is annotated as proteasomal ATPase associated factor 1. Lineage: Eukaryota; Metazoa; Chordata; Mammalia; Primates; Hylobatidae. Gene Ontology annotation, molecular function: protein binding. The record is from RefSeq and is a predicted model, not a curated record.